GUUUAGUUGGUAUAUUGCGUUCGUUCGUUCGGGUUGUGUCGUGUUGCUUUGCGUCGAUACCUAUUGCUUCGUUUCUAGAAGGUUGAUGGACGGUUAUGACCGGGUCUAUAUAGCUGGAUAUGAGGAGGAACUCUGUCGUACUUUAUGUUGUCCUGUUUUCUGUUUUCUUUUCCAGGCGUUGUAUGAGAUAUGCAUUUGUAUACCCAUGGUGAGCGAUGAGAUGUUGACGGUUGCAGCCUGGAUGGCAUUCCUCACGGCCCCCGUCGCAAGUCUCUCCAGCUCAACGAAAUCCAUUCUUUUCAUUGCUUUCUUCACAUACAGUUCAUCUACUAGCUCCCAUUCAUGCCACUAUACUACCUCCAACCCCAGACCUACCUACCAUUCUCAGGACCCACCCACCUCCAAGACAGCACAUCCAAACAACCCUCCCCUAAUCCACCAUAAACACGAUAGGCCGUCAACACUGGCAGCCAAACCCACUGCCCUACUCAUUUACCAGGAUGACAUCAUCCAAGCAAGAUCUUAACGGUAAUCCUAAUCAUCUGGCGAUAUAACCUUCCAAAACCAACUCCGGGGAACAUGA
Molecule: messenger RNA, 583 nt
Organism: Aspergillus homomorphus CBS 101889
Lineage: Eukaryota; Fungi; Ascomycota; Eurotiomycetes; Eurotiales; Aspergillaceae
Exons: 1
Coding region: 86-526 (146 amino acids)
Source: RefSeq, a predicted model, not a curated record